Messenger RNA from Bacillus rossius redtenbacheri, 2860 nucleotides. Its product is annotated as probable cytochrome P450 304a1. Gene Ontology annotation, molecular function: iron ion binding; heme binding; oxidoreductase activity, acting on paired donors, with incorporation or reduction of molecular oxygen, reduced flavin or flavoprotein as one donor, and incorporation of one atom of oxygen. Gene Ontology annotation, biological process: xenobiotic metabolic process. The record is from RefSeq and is a predicted model, not a curated record. The transcript has 10 exons. NCBI's taxonomy places the organism in Eukaryota, Metazoa, Arthropoda, Insecta, Phasmatodea, Bacillidae. Gene Ontology annotation, cellular component: intracellular membrane-bounded organelle; cytoplasm. The coding region runs from base 1 to 1881 and encodes 626 amino acids.
AUGUGGCAGGUGGCACAGGGUCAGAGGACGCGCCGCGCCAUGCUGCUGUGGCUGGGCCUGCUCUGCGCGCUGCUGCUGCUGGCGUGGCGCUACGCCACCGCCAGGCCCCCGGGCUUCCCGCCAGGUCCGCCGCGGCUGCCGCUGUGGGGCAGCUACUGGUUCGUGUACCUCGCCGACUACCGCUACGUGUACAAGGCGCUGGCGGCGCUGGGGCGCGCCUACCGCACGCCGGUGCUGGGGCUGCACGUGGGGGCCAGCCCCGCCGUGGCGCUGCUCGACCUGCGCUCCAUCAAGGAGGUGUUCGACGACCCGCUGUGCCAGGGCCGCGUCGAGACCUUCCUGACGCGCGCGCGCUCCAUGGGCAAGCAGCUGGGUCUGAUUUUCACGGACGGGGAGAUGUGGAAGAACCAGCGCAGGUUCAUGCUGCGGAACAUGCGCGACCUGGGGUACGCGCGCCGCUCCAGGGACUUCGAGCGGGUGGAGCAGGAGGAGGUGCAGGACCUGCUGGACCUCGUCAGAGGCGCCAGGGAGGACGAGGUGAGUCGACCACGAGCCCCGCUCACCGGCACCCUGCGCCGUGCCAGGGGCCCUCGGUGGGGCAUCUCGCCGGACCUCCUCCAGUCAUCUACAUUCCACUGCAACUUCCUCGCGUGUAUCCUCGAUUCAUCCGCCUCGACGGCGCUGAAGGACGGCUGCCUGCGCCUGCCCCAGGCGCUGAGCGUGGGCGGCGCCAACGCGCUGUGCCACGCCGUGCUCGGGGACCGCUUCCCCCCAGCGGAGCACCAGCGGCUGCACCGGCUGGCGGAGCAGUGCUGCGAGGCCAUGCGACAGGUGGACGCCACGGGAGGCUCGCUCGCCGUCACGCCCUGGCUGCGGCACCUGGGCCCGCGCCUCUUCGGCCUGGAGGGCUUCCUGCGCGGCACCGGGGCCGCCACCUCCUUCUUCAAGGUGCACUGCUCCUCCCGAGCUCGGUACACUGCUCCUCUCGAGCUCACAACCUUCUUCAAGGUGCACUGCUCCUCCCGAGCUCGGUACACUGCUCCUCUCGAGCUCACAACCUUCUUCAAGGUGCACUGCUCCUCCCGAGCUCGGUACACUGCUCCUCUCGAGCUCACAACCUUCUUCAAGGAAUACUUAGAAGAACGCAAGUCGUCAUAUGAUGAGAACAGCCUUAGGGAUUUUUUCGAUAUCUACCUCCACAAAAUGAAUCAGAAUGGUGAAGUCAAUGGUACUAGUGAUUUCUUUUCAGAGGACAAGCUGCUGAUGAUAGCCACGGACAUGAUGCUGCCCGCCAUCGCCAGCAUGGCCGCGUUCAUAUCCUACAUCCUGCUGCAGCUAAUGUACCAUCCAAGAGUGAUGGCGAGGGCCCAAGAUACCCUGGACUCGGCUGUUGGAAAAAACAGGCUGCCUACGCUGGACGACAGGCACAGUUUGCCGUACAUCGAGGCGAUAAUCCGCGAGGCGCUCAGGCACCAGACCACGGCUCCACUGGCGGUACUGCGCAGAGCCACAGCCGACACCACCGUCGCAGGGUAUCCCAUCGCCAAGGACACAAUUAUAAUUCCAGUACUAUGGGCUGCCCAUAGAGACCCCAAUGUGUGGAAGAAUCCUAACGAUUUUCUUCCCGAAAGAUUCCUUGACGAAGAUGGAAACCUCUUGAAGAGGGAUUGCUCACUGCCAUUUGGAGGAGGCAAGCGCGUGUGUGUGGGCGAGACAUUCGCCAGGCACCACGUGUUUCUCUUCCUCGCGGCCCUGCUGCAGAACUGCAGCUUCGCCGGUCCGCCGCCAGGCUGCACGCUCCCCUGCCCUGAGCGUGACGUCAUCCCCGGUCUGACCGUCACGCCGCCAGACUUCCAGCUGCGGGUCUCGAUGAGGCACUAGGCGCCUUCGGACAGUGUUCCACACGUCUUUCCCUCAGUUCCUGUUCCACAGACAGAUCGCGACGUUACUAUGAGACCUCCAGCUGGAGUUACCACUCAACAUCCUGCCUUGGGCCUCAAUAUAGUUCCUAGCUAAUGCCACACCUUCCUUCCCGCAGUAAACGACUUUUGCCGAUUCCCUGAGCCACUAAAUCACCGUGAGGCCUUAAGGUUGAAUAUAUUCCCCUGUGAGCAUCACUAGAAUUUCUGUCAUCCAUGGUGUGAUAUUACUUCCAAAUGAUUUCUUCUGCGAGUGUCCAUCAGACACUAAGAUAAGAUGACACACAUCUCAGACAUGUCAACAACUCUGUCCCUUAGUUCAGUAUCCACUAAAAUUACUAACAUUGUUAGCUAUACCCAUCAGUGUGGCUCAAUCUUCUAUCGCAUUAAUCUAACUUCUUCAGCGAUGCAGAUGUAUUUAUCAUCCACUAAUCAAAGCCGACAGCUGAAGAAAAUAUUCUUCAAUUCUGUCACUGAGAUCUCAUGUCCCUAACAUUACCUCCAGACCUCCAGCUCGAAUUCCUUCCCCCAACUGCCUGCUAACUGUGGAUCUCCGUAAGGUACCAAGCUCAAAUGACACACGCACCAUGGACCUGUUUCCGAUUUCCUGGGCUACCAUAAUUACAGUGAGAUCUCCAGGAUGUGCCUAAGACCCUUCACCUGCAAGCAUAAUACUUCUAGUGUACCUGUAUUAUGCCAGCUUGUUCACUAGCAGCCUUCAACCAGAUUUUGAUCACUAAAAAAAUAACAAUAAUUAUUUUUGAAGUUGCUGUUACAGCAAUCACAGAUGUGUUUACAUAAUCAGUUAGCAUUGCGUAUGCAAUGAAAUGAGCUUGCAUAUUGCUUACGACUAAAUUCGUUUUUUAUGCCUUAAUGAUGUAUUGUUCAACAUACUGUGAGGGAAGAAUGAGUCUUAAAAUAAAUAAUAUUUGCGAUACAAA